AUGAAAUUAAGUAGUUCAGACAGUGGAUCGAUAAGUACCAAUUGUUCUAGUAAAAAAACAAUCAACUUCAUCAAACGGAACAAGAUGAAUGUAGCGAUAAAUUCAAAAAAAAGGGUUUUGAGUGAAUCUGACAAAUGGAAUCCUGGAACAAAAAUUGACGCCAAUUAUUACAAAAGAAAGGCUCCCGUCGGUUCUAAUAAUUUCCUGCCUAAAUCCCUUCAAAUUUCAAAUGAAAAAAUCAUUGCCAAUGACAAUUAUAGACAGAGUAAAUAUGGUAAAAAAUCAUUACACGAUGAACUAAAAUCCAAUCUAUUGGAUAUUAGAAGAAUUGAUUCAUUGCCUGGUGGUGAUAAUAAGUUGCUAGACCCCAAAACCUGGUCAAUUGGUUCAAAUGUAGAACCAUUGAAAUUGUGCCGUGCGGGAUAUACGAUUGAGAAGUAUCCAAAGAAAAUAGGGAGAUUGGGAAUGAUUUUUAAUGCAAUAAAAAACGAUGAUGGGUGUAAAUUUAUUGUGAAGAUGAUCAACAAGAAUGCACUAGUUGAAAAAAAUAUAUCCACACUCAUAUUUUCAGGGGUUUCAAUACAAAUGUCAAUUAGUAACAUUAACAUAUUACACAUUGAGUGCUUGAUGGAGGAAGAUGAACAUUUGUAUAUUGUUAUGGAGAAUGCAACAAAUGGAUCGUUACGUAAUUUAAUUCAAUUAAAUCCAGGGACGCUAUCAUUUCAGCAAGUUGCCAGUUAUGUAAUACAAAUUGCUAAAGCUCUUGAGUAUUUGCACAAAAACGGCAUUGCACAUUUGGGAAUCAAUUCUGGGAAUAUAUUAAUAUCACGCCCAAUGGAUUCAACAGAUGAUAGCGGACUAUAUGGUUAUGGAGUGGUGAAAUUGUCAAAUUUUACUUACUCAACAAGAAAUACGGUAACACUCAUACGACGGGCACACGAAGAUAUUGAAUAUUUAGCACCAGAAGUUAUUGGAAAUAAAGAAUUUUGUGGUUACAAAGCCGAUACCUGGUCGUUUGGCAUAGUUGUAUUUGAGUUGUUAACGGGAAGGUAUCCAUUUAAUCAAUAUGUAUCCAAGGAAUGUUUGAGUAUGCAGAUUAUGAAGGGAAACAUACAAUUCCCAGUAAACAGCCCAUUGCCACAGGAUGCAAUAGAUUUAAUAAGAUCCAUGUGUCAACAAGAUCCGAAUGGCAGAAUGGGUCUAGAAGAAAUUGCUAGUAAUAAUUGGUUAAACAAAUUAUUGAAUUUUAGUUAG
Babesia microti strain RI is the source of this 1254-nucleotide messenger RNA. Its product is annotated as Protein kinase domain. The coding region runs from base 1 to 1254 and encodes 417 amino acids. Gene Ontology annotation, molecular function: ATP binding; protein kinase activity. The record is from RefSeq and is a predicted model, not a curated record. The transcript is spliced from 9 exons. Gene Ontology annotation, biological process: protein phosphorylation. Lineage: Eukaryota; Apicomplexa; Aconoidasida; Piroplasmida; Babesiidae.